AUGGAGGACCCUCUGGGCUGCAUUCAGGAUGAAGUUCUGCCCUUGCUGAGGGAAGGGGCAUUAGAUUCCAGUCAUGACUGCAGCCGGCCACUGUGGCUGGAUGAAGCUGGUGGACACAAGAUUUCUGCCGGCCAGGUCACCGAGGGACCCUGCACCAGGGCUAAGCAAUACCCUCCAGUUUUGGUGAAAGGCCCAGAGACCCUGAGUGUGCUUCUGGGAGACCUCACAGGGUCAGAAUGUGAGCAGCUUGUGCUGGCUGUGCCCCCGCCGGAGGAACAAGACUUCCUCUUGCUUUGUGGCUGUGCCCCUGUGCAAUGUAUUGAAGGCUCACCCCAGUCCUCAGAGCAAAACCUGGCAACCACCUCAGCCUCGGGGCCCUUCACCCUGACACAGACAUCCUCUCCCCUUCUCUGGGGGUCCAUUGAAGAGCCAACCCCCCUAACCCUGCUGCUGAUCCCAGAGCCUUCCCCAGAAGCACAGCGAAUCCAAGAGGGAUUGGGUGCCAGACACCUGCUUUCUCCUAAAUUUGUGAGGCACUGCUGCAGAGACCACCACCAGGCAUGGGACAAUGCCGAACUCCACGAUGAGUCCCCUCCAAUUCCAAAUGCUGGAUGUCCAGGGGGAGGUCUAAUGAAAACUUUAACUGAGGGGGUCACACUGCCAGGGUGGAGCGUGGAGCAGAGUGGGGCAGUGAGGAGUCUGGUCUGCCCCACAUUCAAGUGCCCAUGGCAUCCGGAAACACCUGGAGCCCUAGUCUCUGCACAGAAACCCCGGUCAGAGGCAGCAAGGCUGGCAGAGCCCCCAGGGCCAGAGGGGAGCCCCUUGUCCUUCAGCGGGAAGGUAGAGGUGCAAGGACAAGCAUGGGACCGCCUUGGUGGGCUCUGGUCAGAGGAGGAGGUGAGCCCUUCAGCCAUCCUCUCUAGGGCUCACAGGACUGAAGAGACGUUGCAACCAGGUGGUCAGCUCUGGGCAGAGAAAGAUGGAGCAGGUGGGAGAGGGGAGGAGGGCAAGGAGGAGAAACAGGUGUGCACUGGACAAGCUGAGCAUCUGUGGGAGGGGCAGGAAGAGAAGCAGCAUCAAGUGGGGGCCGGCCCAGGUGGCAUGGAUGUGCUGGAGUCGCUGCCUGUUAAUGGCUGUGAUGGCAGGGACACGCUCUGCCUGAUGGAGGAGCAAGGUUGGCUUCGGUCUGCCAAUGGCUCCGGGGCUCCCAGUACAGAUGGUGACUGGUACCUAAAUGAGAUAGAUGCCUUGGAGGGGGAGAUGGCCGCGUGUAUCCAGCAUCUGUCUACGCUGCCAGUGGGGAGUUGGGGUGUCCAGAGGCAGACGUCCAUGCCGUCUGGAGAAAACUGGAGUUUUGCCCGCAAGUGGCCCAGCCUGGAGGAUGGGGCUCACACGUCGCAUGCUUCAGUGAGCUACACUGUGGAUGUUUGUGCUGCUGAGGAAGCAACAGCACCCAAGAAAGUGGGCAAGGAGGCUGUGCCAGGAAGGGCUGGGUCCCUGAGGGCCUGGAAGAUGCCACCAAGAGCAGUGCCCAGGCCAGACAGUACGGGUCUGGAGCAGGACUGGCUCUCUGGAGCCCUGGAGCAAAUGAGGACUCGGUGCAACCUGCUCUUCACUCGCCUGAGGAACGAGAGGAGCUCGGUUCUAUGGGGUGAUGCCCGGCUUCGUGGUGAUCAAGAGAGGAGUCACCGGAAGGUGCAGACCCUGGAGCGAGAGCGGGAAAGGCAGGAGCAGAGGGUCUCUGAUCUUCAGCAGGACAACAGUAGGCUGUCGGCAGCUGUGGCUCACCUGCGGACCGAGGUGGAGCAGUACCUACAGCUCAUUUCCGACCUGGAGGACUGCAAUGGGAAGAACUAUCUCAGGAUCUCAAAGCUGGACGAGGAGAAGGAGGUCCUCCGGGGGAAACUGGCCCAGACUAAACGAGAGAUGUCCGAGAGCAGGCAGAGGGUCCAGGGCAGGCUGGAGCAUGCCCUGAGGGAGAACACCCAGAUCUGGACGCUGGUGUCCGAGCUCAGGACCAGUUAUAAAGGGCUGCUCCAGGACAUUGUGCUGGCCAUGGAAGACGUAACCCAGGGCCUUCAGGCACAGAACAUGAGGCUUCUCUGCAGAGUCCAAAUGCUGGAGCAGAUGACUAUGACAGGGGUGUACCCAAACAUGGGGUCUGGGGAGAUCAGGGGGCAGUGCAACCAGGUGGGAGCUGUGGACAAGGCCGUCCAGGUGGCUCAGCUGCCAGGGCACAAGCCUGCCAGCAUCCAAGGGCCAUCCUGGGAUGAGGAUAUGGGUCAGGAUGGAGUCCAGGGGCACUCUCCCUCGGGUACAGAGCAUCCUGGCAUCAGCGCCCAUCCUACUGCUCUGCUCCCCACCUGGGGAAAUGUCUCGGCAUCUGGUGUCCUGAGCGGAAACAUGGCCUGGGCUGGCGUCGAGGAAACAGGUGUGAACACUGAAGAGAGGGGACCACCGUGCUCUGGGAACCACAGGCGAGAGCUGCGGGGUGUGGACGCUGAGGCCACCAAGGAAGAGCUCAGGCUACAAGUGGGGCAGCUCCACCACCAAGUGCUGACUCUGAAAUGCCAGCUCCGGGAUCAGGGGUCUCUACACCGUGAGCUGCAGGAGUCUCAGGAGGAGGCCGGCCACCUCCGUGAGCAGCUACACAACCAGCGCAAAGAGUUCCAGCACAGACAGCACGAGGCCGAUUUGGCGGCGACCCCUCUGAAGGCCAAGGUGGCGUCCCUGGUCCGAAAGUGCCAGGAGCGGAACGGCCUGAUCACCCACCUGCUACGGGAGCUGCAGAGACACGGGGCUGCCAGCCUGCCCCUUGCCGAGUGUGCACAGAGCAUGGUGGCUGAUGAGGCGCUGGCCCAGUAUGCUGCCACCUUCCUGACCACAGGUGUCCAAGAGGGGCAGGAAGCCCUCCACACGGACAGCUUCCCAGCCCCCUCUGAGCUCCUGAGCCCAGCGCGGAUCCUGGCUUCGUACAAAGAUCUCAGACAAAGUAUUUGCAUCCACUCCCAGGUCAAUAAAUCACCUCUGGAUGUACAAGUGUAA
Molecule: messenger RNA, 3045 nt
Organism: Chrysochloris asiatica (Cape golden mole)
Lineage: Eukaryota; Metazoa; Chordata; Mammalia; Afrosoricida; Chrysochloridae
Exons: 8
Coding region: 1-3045 (1014 amino acids)
Source: RefSeq, a predicted model, not a curated record